This is a messenger RNA of Botrytis cinerea B05.10, 1182 nucleotides long. RefSeq lists its product as hypothetical. The record is from RefSeq and is a predicted model, not a curated record. The transcript is spliced from 5 exons. NCBI's taxonomy places the organism in Eukaryota, Fungi, Ascomycota, Leotiomycetes, Helotiales, Sclerotiniaceae. The coding region runs from base 53 to 1096 and encodes 347 amino acids.
GAAUCAUUCCUCAUACUUUUUUCUUUUAUUAUUUACCUACAAUCGGAAAGCUAUGUCUUCCUACAAGAUUCUUCUCAUCGGUGCCACUGGAUACGUUGGAGGGUCUAUUCUGACUCAGACCCUGCUAUCCAUACCUAAUGUGCUUGCCAAGCACUCGAUUUCGGUCCUAAUCAGGGGAGAGGAAAAGGUUCCCGUGUUUGAGAAGAUGGGCGUCAAACCAAUUCUCUUCAACAGUCUCGAGGAGACUGAAUUCCUUCGAAAAAUUGCCAGCGGGCACGACAUUAUCAUUUAUUCGGCCUCUGGUUAUGAUACAGCGGCCGCCAAAGCUCUUGUGGCUGGACUGGGAGAUAGAAAGAAGCAAAGUGGAAAGGAAGUCCACUACAUCCACACAACCGGAGCAUCCAGUCUUAGUGACCAGCCUACCUCUGGCAAGUACCUCGAAGACCGCAUAUUCUCUGACAAGGAGGAUAUCUUCGCCUAUGAGAAAUUCCGCCAGACCAAGCAAGUGUAUCCCGCAAGAACCACCGACAUAGGAGUCAUCGAAACUGGCCUCAAACUUGGUGUCCAAACACACCUCAUGAUGCCCCCAACGAUCUAUGGUGUCGGUUCAGGGAAGUUCAACACGCUAUCCAUCCAAUUUCCGAUGUUGAUUCGCGCUUCAUUAAAAGCUGGUCAAGCUUUGGUCAUUGGUGACGGUAAAGGAGUUUGGAGCUACGUACAUAUCGAUGAUCUUGCUAAGCUAUAUAUUAUCCUACUCCAAAAGAUUCUAGACGGGGAGAAAGUACCGAUGGGAGAGCAAAUCUUGUUCGCUGAGACUGGUACAUUCUCUUGGAUUGAUGCUAGUCAAGCAAUUGCAGAUGCGUUGUACACACUUGGGGCUAUCAAGACUGUCGAUGUUAAGCAGGUCCCGCUUGAAGAUGCCGCUAGUCAACUUUUUGAGGGUGAUCUGCUACUUACUGAGCUGGCAUUUUCUUCAAAUUCAAGGACGAAAGCAGAUCUCGCGAGAGAGUUGGGAUGGAAGCCGAUGAAGACGGAGCAAGACUUCAAGAAUCAUUUUCUACAGGAAGCAAAAUUGAUCUUUGAGGUAAAGAAUUAGAUAGUUAUAUAUUCAUAACUUGUCAUAGUAGUGUUCUAUUAUCUUAGUUUUGUACAGGAGAAGUUUUCCGAUAGAAAAUAAAAGCA